Vigna radiata var. radiata (mung bean) is the source of this 3567-nucleotide messenger RNA. RefSeq lists its product as uncharacterized. Gene Ontology annotation, biological process: exocytosis. The transcript is spliced from 2 exons. Gene Ontology annotation, cellular component: exocyst. Gene Ontology annotation, molecular function: phosphatidylinositol-4,5-bisphosphate binding. Lineage: Eukaryota; Viridiplantae; Streptophyta; Magnoliopsida; Fabales; Fabaceae. The record is from RefSeq and is a predicted model, not a curated record. Bases 243 to 3506 code for a protein of 1087 amino acids.
UGAAGACUUUGGAAUGAGUUCUACGAGGUUGAAGCUGCCAUUGUACGUCAAAAGGUCUUUUUUUUAUUGUUUUUUUUUUUUGUUUUCCUUUAAGGCCAAAAAAGUAACCUGGCUACCCAUUUACGCGAAAUCUUCAUCACAGUAAGGGGUUUCUCUCAUCCAAAAAUUGGAGGCUCUCUCUCUGUUCGUGGUAGGUGAAUGGCUGAAUUUAAACCUUGCUCUCUUAUUUGAGAAAGAAUACAAUGGUCAUCCACAACCAAAUUCUGAGAUGGCUGAAGAAACCAAAGGUACUAAAAUUUGUAUGUCUUACUUCAUCUGUUGUUGGGCUGUUAUGUUAUGCUCUCAGUUCCUCUUUCAACUAUUUACUGGGAAACUGGAGCUGGUGGAAGAUGCUUCUUUAUAUUGUUUUCAGUUUCAUCAUUUGUCUAGCCAUCUUGUUCACACCGGCAAGGUCAAGCUCCACCUCUUUCCGGCUGGAAUCUCAUUUGGCAUUUUUGGUUCUUAUANUCACUUCUGUUUGUUCCUUUUUGUUUGAUAACGUGGUGAAGGGAAAACCAGAUGCAUACAACGUCAUCUCUUGGGCUGCUUUUGCUACUAUGUCGCUUGGCUUGUCAAAUNUCAGUCAAUUUGGAUUCCANAUUGAUCUACUAUAUUUCUUCUGCGGAGGUCUAACAGUACAACUCAUGAAGAUCAAAUUGUGGUUAGUCACUGUUGGAGGGGGUUUCAGUUAUUCCCUCCUCCAGCUUCGUUACUAUCCGAGCGACACAGACGGGGAGAACCUUCGGCCCGAGGACCACAAUCAAGUAAUCGUUCAAGUUAAUGAUUCAGGGAGUGUUAAUGCUGAUGUUGAUAGUACUCAAGGCACCUCACCUGAAGAUGGGGAUCUUAGAUUCCAAGACCAUCUACUCACUCAAAGCAAUUCAUCUUCACAAGAUGGAAGCGUUGAUGAUGGUCUUAUCAUCCAACAACAGCUCAUCAAUUGUAUAAAGGAGCUUGAGAAGGAGAAUCAUAUGCUUGUUUACAUGGUUUGUAGUCACGUGGACAAAUACCUUAAAGCCGUGUUCGACUCCAAAGAAGUACCGGAUCCUGACAUCAACUUAGUGAUGGAUGCACUUCCAUCGGAAAUUAUGAGGCGCCUUAAGGAAACCGUGAAGCUGAUGGUGGAUGGAGGUUUUAAGGAGGAAUGCAGCGACAUUUACAACAAAUGGCGAAAGGAGUUUCUGGAACAGUGUCUGCAGAAACUUGGGUUGCAAAUUGAAUUGCAAUUUGAAGAGUCCAACGAAUGGAAGAUUAUGAACUGGUUAGACACGUGCAAGGUAGCGGAGAAGAUAAUGUUUCCCAAUGAAAGGAAACUCUGCGAUUACCUCUUUUCAGGGUUUUCUGUCGCUGCGGAUGUUUCCUUCGAUAAGGUUUGCGAGGAACUGACGAUUGGUUUAUUAAGUUUUGUCAAUACCACCAUAACAAUUGGGAGCUAUUUGCCGGAUCUUUUGCUCGACUUCUUUCCUAAAAUGUCGAAGUCAUUGGGCAAGCUGNUUCUGAAUUUCACUUCAGAGACGUCGUUUGUAGAUGAUAUUCAAGACGUUCNGCAAAGAUUGGCUAUGCUAAACAACUUUGGGCUUAUUGUUUACGCUAAUAAUGUGCAGGCACCAGUCACCGUCAGAGGGCUUCAUCUAAUUACUAUGGAAGCAAUGGAUUACAUCCAUCGGAUAACAAAGAAGAGGGCUGACCGAUCUGACAGCAUCGGAAAUUUUUUAUUUUGGGUGAUGAUAGNAAGGAUGAUUGAGUUGUUAGAGAAGGANUUGGUAGCNAAGUAUGAAAACUACUAUCCUAACCCUGCAUUGGGCCAUGCUUUUAUGAUNAAUAAUCUCAGUUACAUAGAACAAAAGACGCGUGAUUUGAAAUUGAACGAUGAUUGGUUUCGACAAAACGCAACAAAGGUGGAACAAUACUGCAACGUGCAUCUAAGAAAUAAGUCACAACAAGCUAAUGCUGAUGUUGAUAGUACUCUUGGUAACUCAGUAGAAUAUCUGAGAAGGAUUUCACAACAAGCUAAUGCUGAUGUUGAUACUUCUCUUGGUAGCUCACCAGAAGAUGGGGAUCUUAGAUUUCGAAGCCAUCUACUCAUUCAAACCAGUUCACAUUCACAAGAAGAUGUUCGUAUCAUCCAACAACUCACGAACUGUGUAAAGGAGCUUGAGAAGGAGAAUCAGAUGCUUGUUCCCAGGGUUUGUAGUCAUGUGGACAAAUACCUUAAAGCCGUGUUUGACUCCAAAGAAGUACCGGAUCCCUAUAUUAACUUGGUGAUGGAUUCACUUCCAUCGCAAAUUAUGAGGCGCCUUAAAGAUACCGUGAUGCGGAUGGUGAAUGCAGGUUUCAUGGAAGAAUGCAGCCAAAUUUACAUCAAAUGGCGAAGGGAGUUUCUAGAACAAUGUCUGCAGGCACUUGGGUUGCAAUUUCAGACGCCCAGCAAUGACGAUUUUGAGAAGUGGUUAAAAACGUGCAAGGCAGCUGCAAAGGUACUAUUUCCUAAUGAAAAGAGACUCUGCGAUUAUCUCUUUCCAGAGAGACGUUUUGAUGCGGAUGUCUUCUUCGAGAAGGUUUACAAGAAACUGACGACUUGUCUACUGAGUUUUGCCGAUAUCACCAUAACAACUGAGAGCCAUUUGCCGAAUCUUUUGUCCAACAUCGUCCCUAAAAUGUUGGAAUCAUUGCACGAACUGACAGGGGAGAUCUCAGAGAUGUGUUUUCCCAAAUUGUCGUGCGUACCUGAUCUUGAAGACUUUCGGAAAAAAUUGUCUAUUUUAUGCAGUUUGAGGAAUACUAUUUACACUAAUAAUGUGCAGGCACCUGUUACUCACGGAGGGCUUCAUCUGAUAACUUGGGAAACAAUGAACUACAUCCUUAAUAAUUCUGACAACAUCGGAUAUUCUUCAUUUUGGGUGGUGAUAGGAAGGAUGAUUGAGUUGUUAGAGAGCGAGUUGGAAGUAAAGUCUAAAGACUACUACGCCGACUCCGCAUUAGGCUAUAUUUUUAUGAUCAAUAAUCUCAGCUACAUAGAACAAAAGACGCGUGAUUUAAAAUUCCACGAUGAUUGGUUUCGACAAAACACAGUAAAGGUGGAACAAAAAUGCAACCUGUAUCUAAGAGGGUCGUGGAAUAAGAUGGUGGAGUUUUUGAAGGUUGAGACAGAGGAGUGGGCGGAAGCUGAUGUGGUAACGGAGUUAAUGAUAGAAAAUAUCCGUUUGUUCAACCUGCACUUUGAGGAGACAUGCACAAUUCAAUCUACAUGGACUGUCUCUGAUAAACUACUGAGGGAACAAAUAAUAAAAUCCAUUGAAGGGUUCUUGUUGCCAGAAUAUGGAAAAUUUUGUAACAGCUUUCUAGCUGUUCUUGGUAAUCAAGCUUACGAGUAUAUUAAGUUUGGAUUUAUAGACAUUCAAAAUUGUCUCAGCCAUUUGUUUCUUCUAGACGAGGAGAUGAAUCCUAAAUACAAGAAAAAUGUAUGAAGUUUGCAAUAAUAUAGAAUACAAAAUUUCAUUGUCAAAAGUACACUUAAAUAAAAUGUGU